GCCAACAUUUACAAAUUGUCAGUGGCGAGCCAGACCUGUCAACGAGUUAUGAGCGUGGAGCGUAUAUUCGAUGAGUUUGGACACUUCAAAAGGUUCCAGGCAUGUCUGUACUUUGCUGCUGUCUUCCAGGCCAUAGCCUGUGGAAUCCACUACCUGGCCUCCGUGUUCCUCGUAGAGAGGCCAAACUUUGUCUGUGCUCCGCCAGGUAACAUCACUGACGUCCUGUAUGGGAACCACACUGGUGCUUCCCUGGAGGAGGUGCUACCAUUCUUCAAACCGGCGAACGGGCCCAUGGUCGUCCGAACGGCUGUGGGCCAACAGUGGGAGCUUAGCACCUGCCAGCGCACUCAGCGGAUGAACCCCACAGACUUUACCUACGAGCAGGUCGUCAAUAGGACAACGGAAAAGUGUGACGGGAACUACCAUUACGUGUACGACCACAGUGAGGUGUAUCAGAGCAUCGUGACAGACUGGGACCUGGUAUGUGACAGGGAAUGGCUGGCAAAGCUGUGUCAGCCCACGUUUAUGAUGGGGGUGCUGGUCGGAGCACUGGUGUUCGGGGACAUCGCUGAUAGGGUUGGCAGACGGAGGAUCCUAAUGAUCACCAGCCUCUGCCAGUUUGUGUUUGGUGUAAGUGUGGCAUUCAUGGGAAACUACUACCUAUUUAUGGUCAUCCGCUUCCUGCUCGCCAUGGUGUCCAGCGGCUACCUUGUGGUGGUGUUUGUGUACGUGACCGAGUUCACCGGCAACAAGGUACGCACGUGGACCUCCAUGCACGUGCACGCCGCCUUCGCCGCAGGCGUCAUGAUGGUGGCGAUCACGGGCUACCUAGUGCGUACCUGGUGGAUCUACCAGAUCAUCCUCUCCACCUGCACCUCGCCCUUUCUCUUCUUCUGCUGGAAGUUUCCAGAGACACCCUUCUACCUGAUGGCUAAGGGGAGGCUCCAGGAGACCCAGGUCCUGUUGGAUUCCAUAGCCCGCUUCAACGGCCUGGAGCCUGGCCGCCUGAGGGCCGAGGACCUCCUGGAACCCAAGGAGGCUCUGCUGGAAAAGGAGGUGGUACCGGGAAGAGCCCAGCCAGCGGAGCCCGAAAGAAAGCUGAGCAUCCUGGACCUGUUUGGGACAUGGAGGAUGACCUGGAGGACAGUGACAGUGUGGGCAGUGUGGUUCAUUGGCAGUCUGGGCUACUACGUCUUCUCCCUGGGCUCCGUCAACCUGGGUGGCAACCAAUACAUCAACCUCUUCCUGGCUGGUGCAGUGGAGUUCCCUUCCUACCUGAUUGGCUGUUAUGCGAUGGACCGGGUGGGCAGGAAGAGGACAUGUGCCCCAGCUCUGCUGCUGGCUGGAACGGCCUGCAUGCUCAUCAUUGUGGUGCCAAAUGACAUUGAGGUGUUAGUCAUCAUCCUCAGUAUGACAGGGAAGUUUGCCAUUGCCAUAGCCUUUGGUCUCAUCUACCUCUACACCUGUGAGCUCUACCCAACUAUCAUCAGGUCCCUGGCGGUGGGCAGUGGCAGUAUGAUGUGUCGUGUGGGCAGCAUCGUGGCUCCUUUCUGUGUCUACCUAGCUGACAUCUGGCAAUACCUACCACAGCUGAUUGUGGGGAUCCUGGCGUUUAUAAUAGGUGUUCUGACCCUGUUGUUACCAGAGACCCUGGGUGAGCCCUUGACCAGCACCAUGGAGGAGGCUGAGGCUCUAGGCAGGAAGAGUAUCCCUGAUCAGGGAAAGAAAGACCCUGAGGAGGGGGUGGAGAUGAACUAGAUCCAGAGCAACUAGUUGGACGGCAAGCCCUGAGGGAUACACCUCACCACCAACCAGAGAGGAGGUGGCCAGGGAUAGAGAGGGGGUAGGAAGUGGAGGAGAGAGAGAAGGAGAGAGACUACUGGAAGCGAUGCAAAGAAACCAACAAAACAAACAACCGCAAAAACAAACAACAUCGAAUUUGGAACCUUCGUAGAACUUUUUGUAAUAAAGUUUUUUUUUUUUUUACAUUUGUUCUGCAAAGUGGCCAAUUUCAGAGCUGGUAUGCUCUGGUUGAGCCAACCAACCGCAGCCAACCUCUGAGUUCCUUGGCUGCAGCUGUUCAGACAGAGACAGAGGGAAGCGAAGUGAAGGCCCUUUAUUCGCAUCUCAGUCUCCUGAUGAGAGCCACAUGAAACUGAGCCUCAUGUUCGACAUUCACGUCACGUGUGCCUUCCAAUCACAGCCACUAAUGAAUGUGUGCGAGAGAUUGAGAGUGAGAAAGAAAGAGUGUGCAGGUUCUAUGAAGGAAGUGUGCGUGUGUGCAUGCCCGUGUGUGUGCGUGUGAAAUUUGACGUUUCACUGACUGAGACUGUGAUUUAGUUACCUCUAUUCAGCCCGAUGAUCAUCUAGUGCAGCUGAUUUUGGCUAUGUGUUACUAACAAUGCUAUUGUUACGUCAUUUAAAGUGUACUUUGUUUAUCUGAAGUCCACACACACACACACACACACACACACACACACACACACACACACACACACACACACACACACACACACACACACACACACACACACACACACACACACACACACACACACACACACACACACACACACACACACACAGAGAAAAGUGCAUAGUGUAUGUGUUUUCUAUAAGUACUUUAUACUGAAUCUAUCUCAGGGCAUCCACCAUAAGAUCUCACUGUGAUAAUAUACAGUGUAUUUGGAAACUAGACUCCUUCUCCUUUUCCACAUUUUGUGACGUUACAGCCUUAUUCUGGGCGGCAGGGUAGCCUAGUGGUUAGAGUGUUGGACUAGUGAAGGUUACAAGUUCAAAUCCCCAAGCUGACAAGGUACAAAUCUGUCGUUCUGCCCCCGAACAGGCAGUUAACCCACUGUUCCUAGGCCGUCAUUGAAAAUAAGAAUUUGUUCUUAACUGACUUGCCUAGUUAAAUAAAGGUAAAAUAAAUAAAAUUCUAAAAUGGAUUAAAUAAAAUAAAAAUCCUUAUCAAUCUACACACAAUGCUCCAUAAUAACAAAGCAAAACAGGUUUUCAGAUUUUUUUUGCAAAAAAAGGAACUUUAUUUACAUAAGUAUUCAGACCCUUCGUUAUGAGACUCGAAAUUGAGCUCAGGUGCCUCCUGUUUCCAUUGAUCAUUCUUGAGAUGUUUCUACAGCUUGAUUGGAGUCCAUCUGUGGUAAAUUCAACGCAAGCCACUCCUCAGUAAAAGGCACAUGACAGCCUGCUUGGAGUUUGCAAAAAUACACAUAAAGAACUAUGAGAAACAGGAUUCUCUGGUUUGAUGAAACCAAAAUGGAACUCUUUGCCCUGAAUGCUAACCGUCACGUCUGGAGGAAACCUGGCACCAUCCAUACGGUGAAACAUGAUGGUGGCAGCAUCAUGCUGUGGGGCUGUUUUCAGCUGCAGGGACUGGGAGUCUAGUCAGGAUUGAGUCAAAGAUUAACAGAGCAAAUUACAGAGACAUCCUUGAUGAAACAUCCCUGCUCCAGAGCGCUCACUACCUCAGACUGGGGUGAAAGUUCACCUUCCAACAGGACAACCUGAUUGAACAUCUCUGGAGAGACCUGAAAGUAGCUGACGCUUACCAUCCAACCUGACAGAGCUUGAGAGUAUAUGCAGAGAAGAAUGGGAGAAACUCCCCAAAUAUAGGUGUGCCAAGCUUGUAGCUUAAUUCCCAAAAAGACUUGAUGCUGUAAUUGCUGCCAACAGUGCUUCAACAAAGUACUGUGUAGAGAGUCUGAAUACUUAUGUAAAUGUUAAAUUGCAGUUUUUAUUCGUAAUACAUUUGCAAACAUUUCUAAAAAACUGCUUUUGCUUUGUCAUUAUGGGGUAUUGUGUGUAGAUAAGGGAAAAUAACAAUUUAAUCCAUUUUUAGAAUAAGGCUGUAAUGUAACAAAAUGUGUAAAUAGUCAAGGGGUCUGAGUACUUCCCAAAUGCACUGUAGCUGUAGUUUUUUCUCUCUAGAUCUCUGUGAUGUUUAAAAAAAAUCCAUGUAAUUUACGAUGCCUUUGAUAAUACCCUUCACUUACUCCGUGUAUGCAAACUAGCUCUCACAGUCUCACAUCAGAAUUAGACUUUCAUCCAUGUUCCUCAAAUGUCAAAUUUUGAAGUUGUUCCAAACUUUACAUUUCUAAGUGCUAAAGGUUAGGUUUAGUCAUUAACUCCACAUUUUUAAGGUUAGGGUUAAGUUUAAGCAUUAACUCAGAAAUCUUAAGGUUAGGUAUUAACUCCUAAUGGUUAAGGUAAGCGUUAAGGUUUGGGAUAGGCUUAAAACAAAAAUCUCAACAAUGACUUUCUAUUGCUAGAUUCAAACACGCAACCUUAUGCACCAGAGGCAGAUGUGUACUCCCAGCCACCAUCUCCAUCUGAAACCAACUUGAAGGUAACAGCCCUCACUGUUGCCCCUAGUGGACGGUUCCCAUGUCAUCGCCCGAUGUCCCGACGUGUGCACAUGCGCGCUUGCGCCUGUGUUUGUUUUUGCGUGUUCUGAUGCAAUGGACUACCUUAAAGAAGUGAGUGUGUAUGGGUGUGCAUGAAUAUAAAUGAAGUAAGCCACAUUCUAGUCUCCCAUCCAGAAAUGGAUCAAGUAGACUUCUUUCUCUGUGUUGGGAGCAUAGUUGCUGGAUGAAAAGAUAGAAGAAAGACUGCUGUAUUUAAAAAAAGAAAGAA
This is a messenger RNA of Oncorhynchus masou masou (cherry salmon), 4653 nucleotides long. RefSeq names its product solute carrier family 22 member 16 (gene slc22a16). The record is from RefSeq and is a predicted model, not a curated record. The coding region runs from base 49 to 1758 and encodes 569 amino acids. Gene Ontology annotation, biological process: transmembrane transport. Gene Ontology annotation, cellular component: membrane. NCBI's taxonomy places the organism in Eukaryota, Metazoa, Chordata, Actinopteri, Salmoniformes, Salmonidae. The transcript has 8 exons.